AUGAAAGUUCAACUGUAAUUCUUAACUCAACAUUAACUUUAAUUUUUUAGGACUUAUGUUGAAUCAGUAGCUAAUUCAGUAGCCUCAUCCAUCUCGGAAUAUGAUUCCUACACUCUGUUGGAAUCAGUGGAAUCUUUUUGUGUUGCUCUGAACGAACUUUUCAAAGGAACCAAGAACUACUUGGAGUUGAAAAAUGUAGUGGUCGAGAAGUUUGGAGAAGCUUUGAAACAAUGUGUAGCUGAAGAACUUUACGAGGUUUACCUACAGAUCUUGUUGUCAGUAGAAGAGCUGGUAAAAGCUGGUGAAGCCGGUACUCAGUAUGUUGGGAUUGUGAAAAGGAUCUUGAUCAAGGAAUUUGCCAAGUUUGUUAUGGAAAAAAGGUCCAACCCCGAGGGAAUUGAGUUUAUGAAUAUUGCUGCCUCAGGCUUGCAUGCCAUUCCACAUAUCUUUGUAAGUUUAAGUUUUAUAUUUUAAAAAAAUUAAAUUUUUCAUAUUUAAAUUUGUAAAAAAGUUAAAGUUUAAAUUUUAUUAAAAUGUCACAAAAAAUGACCUUUUGUAUCUUCUUACCGUUUUGUAAUCAACUCCGAUUACAAAUUAAUCAUUUUCGUUUUUCAGGGUCCAGCCAUCUAUGUUUAUUACAAACAAAAGUGUAUUGAAGAGUUCAAAAACUCCCUGUUGACAAAGGCGACCAGAGGAGAUCUUGUUCAUGUGUUGACUGUAGGUUUUUUAUUUUUUGUUUUUCGGUUCUAGAUCAAGAUAAAUUGUCGCUAGGUCAAAAAUUUUUAUAAUUAAAAAAUAUUUAUAAACUACUUAUCAAGUAGAAUAUGUAUUGUAUUUUUGUAAAGAUACCAUUUCUAAUAAUUCAAUUUUCAGAAAAAAGCCAAGCGUUACGUAGGUGAAGUCCUCAAAUGGAUUCUAGCGCUGCCAAUCAAAAAGAUGUUUGACUACACAACCCUCACUGCAUACGCUGUCCUCAACAAUGACCUCAGCGAUUUGUAUGCUCUGUGUCGUAUCGACGAAGAGAUCCGGACUAUCGUAGUAAGCUACUUGGACUACGUGUGUGGAGACUGUUUUGUUGGCAUCGACCCCGUCAUGAACUCAGAAGAAGUGUUUGAGAAUUCCAUGAAUCAUCAGCUGAAACAGAAGUUGAGCACGGUGGUGAAAGUGGCUUUCAACAUCUUCAAAGAGUUCAACAUGGAUAAGGAGAUGGUUGCUAACUGCAUCUACUACCGUCAGAUGAACGACUUUAUCUAUGUUCUGAGUAGGUACAAGAAGGGAGAGCUCACCAGCAUCGAACAGCCAAUUGUCAAGACAAUGGAAAAGGGAUUCAGACUUCAGUUCUCGGUUUUGAAUCUGAUUGCCAGCAAUUUGGGUGUUCAGGAAGCUGUGUUUUAUGCCAUGUUGAUGGAUAUUCCUGAAGGAAAGUGGCCUGGAAAACUGCAAGAUGGCGUAGAGGACUGUAGAGAGGUGGUAAUGGCUAAAUUGGCUGCAAAGUAAGUCAAUGUUAAGGAAUAAAGGUGUAAAACAAGUUUUUUUUGGCUUAUAAAAUUGUAAAUUCUUUUAAAAACUAUUAACGUUUCAGAAAAGAAAGCCUGGAAAAAGAACAAAGACAGAUUGACAAUGGCAUCAUGAUCAACAGUCGUCAAGACCACCGUCUCUUCGUUGUGGAUUCAAUCAUCAAGAUUCACACCAUCUUGAAGCCGUUUAUGGAUUCUAACGACAAGUUCAUCGGCAUGGACGCUGAAUGGGACGCUUCUGACUGUGGUCUCCAAGGAGAAUUGUGCAUCGUGCAGUUGUCAUCAAGAAAGCAGACAGUUGUCAUCGACGUUACUACUCUCAAGACCAUUCUGAACGACGAACAAUGGGUCGAUUUGUGGAGUAUGGUCUUUGGUGGUGAAACAAAGUUGAUUGGCUUUGCUCUACUGUCAGAUAUACAGGUAUUGGUUCACAACUUCUCAUUCCUGGAGGAUCGUGUGCCCAAGAUGAAGGAAAACAUGAUCUGUCUUCACAAUGCCUUCAAUGUUAUCCUUGGCAACGCUGAGAUGACAAGACUUGUGUUUGGCUACAACAUUCCGUCCCAGAACAACCUCUUCAACAUGACCAAGUACAUUAUGAAGUACGAGCUGAGCAAGCAGGAACAGUCCAGUGUCUGGAGUGCACGACCACUGAGAAUGGCACAGUUAAGAUACGCGGCCGAGGAUUCGAUGUCAGUGUACGGUAUCUACUGUAUUGUAGCUCCGAAAAUCUACGAGAGAUUCCCCGAGGAGAUUGAAAACGUGUUUCAAUCAAUGGCCGUGAUCAACAAGUCGGCCAAAGGAACCGGCUUUGAGAAUCUGGAUAUUGCUCAGAAGUCCGUCGUGAAGAAGACCAAGGCUUCACACCUGAGCAAGAAGGACUUGGAAGACAUAGCUACACGAGUGAACGAUUACUUUGUUGAGAAGAAGAUGAGUCCCAUGGUUAACCACCCUGAGUAUCUUCAUGAUACUAUGUGUACUCAACUUGCCAUCUGCUUGCGACGUAUCGGAAUCAGUGUGACAAAGCUACCAAAAGCAGAAGAUCUUCAGAAGUGGAUCGAGAAUAACAGCAACAACUUCACCGUGAUGACUGUGGGAAAAGCGGCCAAGAACUUUACCCAAUUCGCCAAAGUCAUCGACACAGCUUCAUCGUCUGAACCUCUGGAUGUUCAGAUCGAGUUGUUCUUGAAGCGAGAAUGCCUGUCUGUUAAUGUAGACAACUACAAAUCACGAUGUGAGCAUUGCAACAAGUCCACGUUCUGUAUGGUACCCAAACCCUACAUGCAGUAUCUGCAUUUGAACUCGAUGCUUCAAAAUGAUAUUAAAAGAGGUCAAAUUGAUGUGAAUGAAGAUGAGGUGGAAGAGAGUUACCAAAAAAUGAAAAACUACGUCUACCCCAUAAUGGAAUAUGCCUGUACUACACUUGUCAGGAAUGGGGAGACGUUGAUCUUCGCCCAAAAUGCCAUCAUCAAUCCAAUGUAAGUUUUUUGAGGUUAUGUUAGCUAAACAGUUUUAAAUAUUAUAUUAUGACUGUACGAGUGAAUUUUUGAAAAUAAAAAAUAUUCUUUUUUUUUAUUGAAAGAGAAAGUGAAACAGUAAUUCAACUGUGAUCAAUUAGGCUUAUAAUUAUACCUCCACUCAUCAUAAUAUCUAUUUUUAGUGACCUCACAAUUUCCCAGUUGAUCAACAGAAACGACCAGCCUCACCGUGUAAAGCCCAAAAAGUUGACAUUGGCUACACACAAAUUGUUGAAGGAAUCCACUGAUCCCCAUUACAUGCUGUACGGUAUCUGUACAUGCUGCGGUCGAGAAAACACGGAUAUCAUCAAAAACCCGUUGGAGAAUUAG
This is a messenger RNA of Bursaphelenchus okinawaensis, 3361 nucleotides long. The record is from the annotation of a GenBank genome assembly. Lineage: Eukaryota; Metazoa; Nematoda; Chromadorea; Rhabditida; Aphelenchoididae.